Molecule: messenger RNA, 873 nt
Organism: Dovyalis caffra
Lineage: Eukaryota; Viridiplantae; Streptophyta; Magnoliopsida; Malpighiales; Salicaceae
Source: the annotation of a GenBank genome assembly
AUGGCCACAACCACCGCAACUCCCUCCCAUCUCUCUACACCCGUUACUCAGAACUACUCCUUCAACUCUCGUCCGCGAACUACCAUCUCUUUUUGGCACCGGCCCACUUACCCGCCAGCCUCUGCAUUGCCCAUAAACUGCCAUUUUGUUGCUCCUUCAUGGAAUACAGUCAAGCUUAACUGUAGAAUAGUGUGCAAGGCAACUGAGGUAUCGGUGACUGAAGAGUCACCCUCUUCUGGUGGAGAGAAUUGGGUUCCGGUGGUGCCACUGGCUGCCCUGCCUAAGGGAGAAAGAAGAGUGAUUAUUCAAGAUGGAGAGAAUAUACUGUUGUUAUGGUAUAAAGAUCAGGUUUAUGCUAUUGAGAAUCGGUCUCCUGCAGAAGGGGCUUAUACAGAAGGUCUGCUUAAUGCCAAGCUGACUCAGGAUGGUUGUAUAGUUUGCCCAACAACUGAUAGCACUUUUGAUCUUCGGACUGGAGCCAUCAAAGAAUGGUAUCCAAAAAACCCUGUGCUCCGAGCUCUCACACCUGCUCUGAGAACACUUUUUGUGUAUCCUGUAAAAACUGAUGAAGAAAAUAUUUACAUCAGUAUCAAAGGAGAUGAAAAAUCCGAUGCGUCUGCUGAGAUCGUCUUCAGUGGGAAGGCUCAACCUGGUGUGACAGCAAGUGAUGUCAAUGUGGAUGAGGUGAGAAUGGUAAUUGAUGAGGAUCAAGAGGGGUUUGGUUUCAGCAGCAAGAAUGAAUUGAUAAAUGGGAAAGCAGCCAUAAUUGGCUUCUUGGUUUUGAUAGAUUUUGAACUCUUGACUGGUAAAGGUCUUCUCAAGGGAACAGGAUUCUUGGACUUCCUAUAUUCUGUUACUAAUGCUUUCAAUUAG